This is a messenger RNA of Puntigrus tetrazona (Sumatra barb), 8060 nucleotides long. Its product is annotated as titin-like. The record is from RefSeq and is a predicted model, not a curated record. Gene Ontology annotation, cellular component: axon; neuronal cell body; plasma membrane. NCBI's taxonomy places the organism in Eukaryota, Metazoa, Chordata, Actinopteri, Cypriniformes, Cyprinidae. Gene Ontology annotation, biological process: synapse organization; homophilic cell-cell adhesion. Gene Ontology annotation, molecular function: axon guidance receptor activity.
GGAUACUACUUCCGUGUUUCAGCACAAAAUCGUUACGGCAAUAGUGAAUCACUGGAGACUCCUUCUGCUAUCCUCAUCAAGAGUCAGCUAGAGAGGCCAGGAGCCCCAUUAAAACCAGUUGUUUCUGCACUUACCAAAAACUCCUGUGUUGUGUCUUGGAAGCCACCUCUCAGUGAUGGAGGCUCUAAAAUUAAGAACUACUGUCUUGAAAAGCAAGACAAGAAGAAGGGUGAAUGGGUUGCAGUUACGACAGAUGAAAUCCACCAGACUGUUUAUUCUGUCAAGGGCCUGACAGAAGGUGUUGAGUAUGAAUUCCGUGUGAAAUGUGAAAACCUUGGAGGAGAAAGUGAUUACAGUGAAGUAUCCGACCCUGCCAUUCCAAAGAUAGAUGUUGAUGUGCGUGCUCCUGCCUUCAAGGAAGACCUCAGAAACAUGAGUGUAAAAUUCAAGAGCAAUGCAACAUUUGUCUGCAAGAUAACAGGACAGCCCAAGCCUGUAAUAAAAUGGUUCAAGCGUGGAAAGGAAAUUCAAGCUGAUGGCACUAAAAUCAAGAUACAAGAAUUCAAGGAGGCUACCAUCAGCUUGUUAUUGCUGAUUGUGAUGCAGAAGACUCAACUGUAUAUCAGAUCAGAGCAACAAACCAGGGUGGAUCCAUUUCUGCUACUGUUUCUCUAGAUGUUGAAAUCCCUGCAAAGAUUCAUCUGCCUAAGAAUCUGCAAGGAAAGGAAGCUAUCCCUGCCCUUCGUGGUGAAGUGGUCAACAUCAAAAUUCCAUUCAGUGGAAAACCAGAUCCAGUUAUUACUUGGCAGAAGGGACAAGACCUUCUAGAUAAUAAUGGACACUAUCAAGUCAUUGUCACAAGAUCCUUCACAUCUCUUGUAUUCCAGAAUGGAGUAGAAAGGAAUGAUGCUGGUUUCUAUAUUGUAUGUGCCAAAAACAGAUUUGGAAUUGACCAGCAAACAGUAGAGCUUGAUGUUGCGGAUGUGCCUGAUCCACCACGUGGCAUCAAAGCCAGUGAUGUUUCGAGGAUUCUGUAACACUCCACUGGGUAGCACCUGCCAAUGAUGGUGGAAGUAGAGUAACCAACUAUAUCAUAGAAAAGUGUGCCACCACAGCAGAAAGAUGGAUUCGUGUUGGCCAGUCUCGUGAUACCCACUAUACUGUUGUCAAUCUAUUUGGAAAGACAAGUUACCAAUUCCGUGUCAUAGCUGAAAAUAAAUUUGGUCAGAGUGCACCAUCUGAGGCAAGUGGACCUGUUGUAACGAAGGAAGACAAAUCAAGAGUUCUCAACUAUGAUGAAGAGGUUGAUGACACCAGGCCAGUUUCCAAAACCAAAGCUCCUCACUCAGAGGCUAAGAAUGUUCAUAACAAGUACAUGAUUGCUGAAGAGCUUGGCCGUGGACAGUUUGGUAUUGUUCACGGUGCAUUGAAACCAGCUCUGAGAAAACUUACAUGGCUAAAUUUGUCAAAGUUAGAGGUGCAGAUCAGGCAAUAGUUAAGAAAGAAAUUGCAACACUAAAUGUGGCACGCCACAAGAACUUCCUCUUACUGCAUGAGUCAUUUGACUGCCCUGAAGAACUAGUCAUGAUUUAUGAGUUCAUUUCUGGUGUGGACAUAUUUGAACGCCUUGGUACAGCCAAUUUUGAGCUCAAUGAGCGUGAAGUUGUUAACUAUAUCAGACAAGUAUGUGAAGCUCUUGAAUUCCUUCACAGCAAGAGUUAUGGCCACUUCGAUAUCAGGCCUGAAAAUAUAGUCUACACCACAAGAAAGGGAACUAAUGUCAAGAUCACUGAGCUUGGACAGUCUAGACACCUUACACCUGGUGACCAAAUUAAGAUUCAGUACAUGACAGCUGAGUUUGCAGCACCAGAAAUUCAUCAGAAUGAGAUGGUUAGCACCGUGACAGAUAUGUGGUCUGUCGGUGUCCUUGUGUAUGUUCUUCUUAGUGGACUUAAUCCAUUUGCCGCUGAAACUAAUCAGCAAAUGAUUGAGAGCAUUUGCAAUGCUGAGUACAGUUUUGAUGACGAAGCCUUCAAGCAUAUAAGUGUCGAGGCAUUAGACUUUGUUGACCGCCUACUAACCAAAGAGCGUAAACAUCGUAUGACUGCUGCAGAGGCUUUGAAUCAUCCUUGGCUGACAAUGAACUCAGAGCAACUGAGCACUAGGACCAUCAAGAUUACUCGUCACAAGAGAUAUUACCAAGCCAUGGUUAAGAAAGAAUGGAACACUGUUGUCUCAUCUGCUCGUAUUGCCAGUGGUGGUGCUAUCAGAAAUCAGCGGGAGUAACACUCUCUAAAGUCAAGAUUGCACCAUUUGAACAUGGACCAGUUGCAGGACAAAUUAAACACAGUGUUGCUGACGAAGGUGAUGAUAUCAAGCUCAUUUGCAACAUUGAUAACUAUGAUAGUAGCACGGAAGUAACAUGGUACUGUGGAGUAAGACAACUAGAAGAAGGUGCUAAAUACGAAAUUGCUUAUGAAGACGGGCUUGCUUCCAUAACUAUUAAGGCAAUCACAAGAACCGAUGAUGGAACAUACAGAUGUAAAGUUGUCAAUGAGUAUGGUGAGGACAGUGCUUAUUCUGAGCUCUUUGUUAAAGGAGUAAGAUCCUAUCGUGAGUUCUACACUGCACGUGUUGUAAAGAAAGUAAAACGCAGAGUUGACACAGCAAGACUACUCCAAAGACCUCCUGAAUUUACUUUGCCAUUGUGUAACCGCACUGCUUACAUUGGAGAGGAUGUGCGCUUUGGUGUCACAAUCACAGUGCAUCCUGAACCACGUGUGAUGUGGUUGAAAACUGGUCAAAAGAUUAUGCCAGGAGAUGAUGACAAGAAAUACACUUUUAUUAGUGAUAAGGGCCUGUAUCAGUUAGUUAUUCACCAUCUUGACCCAGAUGAUGAUGCAGAAUACACUGUUGUGGCACGGAACAGAUUUGGUGAUGACAGUUGCAAGGCUCGUCUCACAGUGAUACCUCGUCCUGCUCCUGCUGAUAACACCUUGAGACCUAUGUUCAAACGUGUUCUUGCUAACUUGGAAUGCAGAGAAGGCCAGAGUGUACGUUUUGAAAUGAGAGUGUCAGGGCAUCCCUCAUUGAAAUGGGAGAAAGAUGGCAUGCCUUUGGCAUUUGGUCCACAAAUUGAAGUUGUGCAUGAAGGCUUAGAUUACUAUGUCUUACAUGUAAGAGAUACUCUUCCAGAGGAUUCUGGCACAUACAGGGUCAUUGCAACUAACUCAGCUGGGUCUGCAAGCUGCCAAUCCACACUCAAGGUUGAACGUGUGACACACAUCAAGAAGGAGGAAAGUGAGGAAGAAAAGAAGAAGAAACAUGAUCUUGAUCAGCAAGAGAUGGACAAAAAAGUAAGACUAACCCAGAUACUAGCAGGUGCAGAUGUUACCCCACUUACUCCAGUUGCACAGCAGGCACUAAGAGAAGCUGCAUCCAUGUUCAAGCCAGCAAUCACUACCAAGAAAGUCAAGAGCGAAGCUGAGGAAGCCAAAGAAAAGGAAGAGAAAAAGAAAAGAGCAGAAGAAAAGAGGCUGAGAAUGCCAUAUGUUAUUCCUCCACCUCGUGUUGUUGCUCCAACUGCUCUUGAGGAGGACAUGGAAAUCAAACACUUUGUGCCUUUCUCUGAUAUGAAGUGGUACAAGAAACUACGUGAUCAGUAUGAGUUCCCAGAGCCAAUGGAAAAGUUCCCCCAGAAAAGACUUAAGCGCAUCCGACUGUCAAGGUGGGAUCAGUUCUAUGAAGUACCUCUGCCAAGAAUUAAAGACCAAUACAAGCCAAAAUGGCAUAUUCCAGUUUCACAAGAUGACCUUGAGACUGUAAGGCCAGCAAGACACCGCACACCUUCUCCAGAAAUGGAGGCUUACUACAGAAUCAGGAGACGCUCUCUUGGUGAUCUUUCUGAUGAGGAACUGCUUCUGCCUGUUAGAGAGUACUUGUCAAUGAAGAGAACAGAGGAAGAAAGACUUAAACUAGAGGAUGAACUUGAAUUAGGCUAUUCUGCUUCUCCACCAAGUCUUAGCCCUGUACGCUUUGAACUCUCUGCACUGCGUCACCCGUCACCUAAGAAAGCUGCAUAUGAUGAGGAGGAAGGGGAAGAAGUUCCAUCCUAUGACUCCUAUCGCAUUCCAUCUAAAUAUGAGGCUGGUCCAAGCUAUAUUGACUUACGUCAGCGUCACGAUAGGGCAACAUACAGACCUCCAAGACAAAAGCAAAGAUUAUAUGAGGAAAAAGAGGAUCAAGAACUGCUUAGGUCAGUAACAACAACCACAAAGUUAACGUCCUACAAGAGCAAACUGCAGCACAUUGAGUUUGAGGAGAAAACAAAGGUCAAAAGAAAGGAGAAAACAAGGGUGUCUAUGUCAGCAGUAACUGAGGCUGCAGUCAUAACUGAUAUGCCUACAACAUUUGUUCCUGGCUAUGCUACAGCAACUCGUCCUAAGAAACCUUCUGCAUCUCUGGCAGAAAAAGAAGUGGUUAGAACACCUUCACCUGAAAAGACACGCCCACGUUCCCCCAGCUUUGAGAAAGCAGACACUACACCAGACUUAUCAACAAAAAUUGAUUAUAUGUCAAGGUAUGAGUCAAGAAAGAAGGCCUUGAAAACUGAAAGAAAGUUCGAAAUUGUGACCCAGGAGCCUUUUACCCUUGACCAUGCUCCAAGAGUGACUGUAAGAAUGCGCUCUCACCGUGUGCCAAUUGGUCAGAACACUAAAUUCACACUGAAUGUCCAAUCUAAGCCAGAAGCACAGAUUAAAUGGUACCACAAUGGAGUUCAAAUUGAAGAAAGCAGAAAAUACCGUAUGUUUAACAUGAGUGGCGUUUUGUCUCUUCAAAUCAUUGAUUGUCAGGAAGAGGACAGUGGCACCUACCGUGUCGUCUGCACAAAUGCAAAGGGAGAGGCCUCUGACUAUGCCACUCUCGAUGUUGCUGGUGGUGGAUUUUCUGCAUAUGCCUCACAACGUAAAGAUGAGGAGCCACCAACUUCCUUUGUCCCUGAGAUGACAAAAACAGAUGUUUAUCAUGUUUCAUCUACAAAAGCAGCAUCUGUAUCAGAAACACAAGUGGAAGUAUCCGAAACUAAAACAGACAAGAUAGAAGAGACAAUUAAGACUGUUGUUCAGGAGAAGCAAGUAACAUCUGAAAUCAAACUUGAAACUAUGGAAGUGACAGCAGUUGAGGAUGUUGUGGUAGAAAAAAUUUCUGAGACUAAACUUGAAUCUACAGAAGUGAAAACAUUCGUGGAAGAAGUGGUUGAGGAAAAGAAGUCAACUCUCCCAGCCACAAUUUUGACUAAACCACAAUCACUAACAGUGUCUGAGGGAGAAUCAGUUAAAUUCACAUGUGACGUUGAUGGUGACCCUGCACCCACUAUAACAUGGAUGCGAGAGGCACAAGUAAUUGAGUCAUCUCAUCGUCACCAUAUUACCUCAACUGAAUUUAAAUCAACUUUUGAGAUUACCCAAGUUGAAAUGUCAGAUGGAGGUAAUUACACUGUAGUGGUACAGAACUCUGAAGGUAAACAGGAGGCACAGUUCAGCCUAACUGUUCGUAAACCAACACCUGUACAGAAAGUUGUUGCUUCUCCUCCUAGAGUGAAAUCUCCAGAGUCUCGUAUAAAGUCACCAUUUGGAAUUAGGUCUCCACAGAGAAUUAAAUCACCUGAACCAAUUAAAUCUCCACAAAGAGUUAAGUCCCCACCCAUGGUAAAAUCACCUACUCCUAAAGAAAAAACAUCCAAGCCAACCUUUUCAACUGAACUCAAAGACAUCUCAGCAUCUGCAGAUACUAUUAUAAAGCUUACAGUGAAAAUGUGCGGUGAGCCUAAGCCAUCAAUCUCUUGGAUGAAAGAUGGAAAAAACCUCUCUCAAGGUGGAAAAUAUGAAAUCUUUGAAGAACAUGGUUCAGCACAUCUUGAAAUCUAUGAAGCUGAUGUCUCUGAUAGUGGAGUAUACACAUGUACAGCCAGAAACAGUGCUGGAUUUGUUACUACAAACUGCACAGUUACUGUUCAAGCACGGACAACAACAGUUGCAGUGGAAAGAAAAGCAGAGUUGACAGAGCAAAUAGUGAAAAAGGAGAUUGCCUAUGAGGAAGUACAGUCCUUUACAGAAAUGAAAGCAUCAAAAACCCAAAUGACGAUGAGUCAAGGUCAGACUAUUACACUACGAGCCAGCAUACCUGAAGCCUCCGAUGUCAAAUGGAUCCUAAAUGGAGUCGAGUUAUCGAAUUCUGAGAACUACAGAUACGGUGUGUCAGGAAAUGAUCACACCCUGACAAUUAAAAGCAUCAGCCAUCAUGACCAGGGAAUUCUCACAUGUGAGGCCAAAACUGAACAUGGUGUAGUCAAAUGCCAGUUUGACACGACCGUCAGUGCUAUGCGCUCAAAUGCACCAAGUUUCCAUGUGCAACCACAUUCCCAGAAUGUAAACGAGGGACAAAAUGUCACAUUUACAUGUGAAAUCACUGGUGAACCUUCUCCUGAAAUUGAGUGGCUCAAGGAUAAUUCAACAAUAUCUAUUACAUCGAACAUGAAAUUGAGCCGGUCUAAGAAUGAGUACACACUUGAGAUUCACAACGCUACCAUUGAAGACAGUGGAAAAUACACAGUAAAAGCAAAGAACAAAUUUGGACAGUGCUCUGCAACAGCAUCACUGAAUGUCCUCAGUAUACCACCAAAGAUUGAGGCUGCUCCUCAAGAUAUCAGUAUUGAGUCAGGAAAGGUCCUGACUGUAGCCUGUGCUUUCACUGGAGACCCAACCCCUUGCACAGAAUGGUCACAUUCAGGGAAGACACUGCCCAGCAAGGAGGAGAGUGGACGAUUGCAGAUUGAGACUUCUCAAGAUGUCACCACUCUUGUUAUCAGUGGAGUGAAAGAGACUGAUGCUGGUGCAUACACCUUAAAGCUUUUUAACGAGUUUGGUUUUGAUACCACUACUGUCAAUGUCAGGAUUCGAUCAAUGUAAAAAAAAAAAAAAAAAAAAAAAAAAAAUUAUAUAAUAGCAAUACAAUCAUCACCCCAUUUCCCUCAUUCAAAUCCUUUUUAUUUAUAGAAUGAGAAAAAAAUACUGUUCUUGAUAAAGACCUGAAUUUCUGUUCUUGUAAAUAUGAACUUUUUUCUUUUUUUUUUUUAACCAAACUUGACAUUCAUUUAUGCCAAACUAGACUAAAGUCUAAAGUUGUUAUAAAAUGUGCCAUAUUGGAUAAUUAUGAUCAGAAGUUCAGCACCAUUUUGUGACAUGUACAUAAUGUAUAUAGCCGAAUUUACCGGUUAUGGAAAAUGUAUGAAUUGUUAUUUAUGACAAUAUUAACAAAUGAAACAAAAGGAACUAAAUGUUUAACAGGAGAAAGUUUCACAUGGAACGAAUACCCUGUUAAACCUGAAACGAAACGAAACUAUGUGCCUCAACAAAAAGUUGAAGUCUUAAGAUUGCCUCAACAGGUAGAGAGGCUCCCUGUUGAAGUUAACUAAAAUCAGAGAGACAAAGAUAUGCACUGCACAUUUGUGCGUGCAGUAAAGCAGUAUACAAGAAUUUAUGAUUUGAACAUAAGACCUUGAGUGCUGUUUGCAUUACCCUCAUGUAAGCAGGAUGACUAGGCCUUGUGUUCAGACUGAUUAAGUCAUACCACCAUUUUAAUGACAAGCUCAAUGUGCGAGCGGCCUGCACAAUGAGUAAAUGAUGAUGUUAGUGCACAGUUUCUGGCAAUGGACUGUUUGAAUUUUGAUUUUAUGAAAGUAACAUCACCUGGCCAUUCAUUGUAAAAUCAAUUCAAGUGCUUCUUUGCAGAAGCUGUGCCAACUCUUGGAGGAUUGCUAAGUUAUAUUUUGUGUGUUUGUGUGUGUGCUAGCAUUAGAAUCUCACUUUGUCAGCAGCCAGGGUAUCCAUCAUGUAACCACAGAGACUUCAUGUGCUGUGCAAAGAAAAGAAAAAUACAUGGAUGUAAUACCCUGCACAUUGAUUUAUUAGAACUAAUUUAUGUAGGUUUACCCAUAUAUUCAGCCUCCUUGAGUUUUAUGAAUUACUGAUUUAAUAAAGCAUGUUUUCAGCACCAUAAAA